AUGACUGCAACGACUCUGUUUUCGAAGCUCGAGGCUCACCUUGCUAACACCCAAGCCAAAACCUACGCGCCUGAUGCAGCAGGCUACAAGCAAGUUGAACAAUGUUUUGUUGAGAAACUUGUUCAAACUCUUGGUGUAGUCAGACCUCAAAACGGCGAUGAAAUUGCUUUAAUAGUGCAAUUCUGCCUUGAACAUAAUGCCGAGUUCAGCGUACGAGGGGGAGGCCACGAUUGCGCCAGUCGAACAUUGGUCGAUGGGGCGAUUGUGAUUGAUAUGCGAGAUAUCAAGCACGUUGUCAUAGCUGAGGACAAGAAAAGCGCAAGAGUCGGUGGCGGUAUUCUCAGUGGUGAAUUGGCCAAGGCCUUGGUGGAAGAAGGCCUGAGUACGCCUACUGGUACUGUCGCGAGCGUAGGAUAUACUGGAUGGGCAACGCUCGGUGGUUAUGGCCCGUUGACAUCGCAUUAUGGCCUCGGCGUGGACCAGAUCAUUGGAGCAAAGAUAGUGAAUGCUCGUGGAGAAGUCCAGAAUGCUAAUGAAGAACUGCUUGUCGGCAUCCGAGGCGGCGGUGGAUCACUUGGUAUAAUCGUUGAACUGACUAUCAAAGUUUACCCAGUCAACAAAAUCCUCUCGUCCAUGAUCAUCUACGACUCAAGCGACCUAUCCGCAGCUCUGACAUCCUACACCCAGCACUACGAAAAGCUUCUCGAAUCAGGCGACCUCCCAGUGUACCUGCAACUCCAACCGAUGAUCGCCCAAAUGCCCGGCCAACCCGUUAGUCUUAUGGUCAUCGCUACUUGGCAUGGCGACGAUAAAGACGAAGGCCGAUCGUGGAUCAAAAAAGUUGCCGAGGCGGCGACAUGCGUGAUGGAGAAUACGCAGGAAAUUACCCUCGCGGAUAUGCUUGAGAAUAAUGAGAAGUUGGUUACUUGGCCUUCGUACGGUCGGGUCUACACUCUGAACUGCAAGACUCUGACUAAGAAGGCGAUUGAGAUCCUGGCGAAGCAGUGCGUCAAUACCCCAGGUGGAAGUCUGAUCUUAUCAUACCAUACGCUUCUCUCAGCCCAAGAACCUGAGCAGAAGUCUGUUUUUGGUACAAGAGCUCGUCAUCAUAUGUUUGAGAUCUACGCCAUUCUUCCUGAUAAGGCUGCCGCAGAGGAGCGGGUUCGAUGGGCUGCCAGGGUUAAGGCUGAGCUUCAGGCAGAAGAUGCUGAUAAUAUCCUGGAGGGGUCGUAUAUAUCGCUUGGUACUCAUGAGGAUGCUGAUGUCAAGAAAGUCUAUGGGAAGCACUAUGAGACGUUGGCGGCGCUGAAAAGAAAGUAUGAUCCUGAGAAUGUGUUCAAGCAUAGCAUUCCAAGAUUGGUGUUUACUGAGAAGGGGAAUGAGAUUAUUGAGGCUUAA
Molecule: messenger RNA, 1398 nt
Organism: Fusarium mangiferae
Lineage: Eukaryota; Fungi; Ascomycota; Sordariomycetes; Hypocreales; Nectriaceae
Exons: 3
Coding region: 1-1398 (465 amino acids)
Molecular function (GO): FAD binding; oxidoreductase activity
Source: RefSeq, a predicted model, not a curated record